UUACAUAAUAAAAGCUAGUGUAGAUUAGGACCGAUCAGAGCGAGAUCUUCUCCACGUAGGGCAUUCCUGAGCAAGACAGGCCCAAUCGCACAACCUUAGACAUGCGAUUGGCACUCGCCAAAAAUUCUAGUUAUCUCGACUCGUCACUGAUAGCGAAGCUCCUUAUAUGGGGGGCAACCCGCUCCCGCUUUCUUGGCGAUAAGAAGCCACCAAUUACAAUUUGGCGAAAAGAGAGCCUCUCCCUAUAAAUACAGCCCCCACUCGCCGACGUCGGGCAAAUCUAAAAUCGGCAGCUAGCAAGAGACACCACCUAAAACAACGAAAGUAACACGGCAGAAACGGGCCGAAUAAAGUGAAUUCCAUGCCAAAGCGAAACGGAAUACAAGUGAAGUGCUAUCGAUACGCCAGAACAAGGGCGAAAAGCUAAGAAAACAAGAGUCGCGCCCCCUAAGAACCCAACCAAAACCCAUAUAACCGUCAAAAUUACUUACUACUACUCGACGAAUUCGUGCGGCGCGUGCAACCAGAGCGAGGACAUCAUGCUUUUAUCCUACCGAUGCAUCUACUCGGUCCUGCUGUCCACCAUAGCCAGCAUUAUGGUGGUUCUAAGCUCGGCCUCCUCCGGCUCCCUCCAGCUGCCCACAGUUCGCAAAUGUGGCGGUGGCGGAGGAGUCGGUUCAGCCCACACAAUGGCCAUGAAUUUGGCGGCCUACGGGCUGCUGGAGAACCGGAUUAGCACUCUGGAAGCACCGCGACAAACGCACUGGAGCAAAAAGUUCCUGGCCAAGCGGGAGGCUACGCCCCAUUCGGCGCCAUAUGUGGUCAGCAUCCAGAUGAUGACACCGGAUCAGGGACUGGUCCACUACUGUGCCGGCACCGUGAUCAACGAGCAUUGGAUUUUAACAGCGGCGCACUGCCUCAGUUCUCCUCAGGCUGUGGAGAACUCAGUGAUUGUGGCGGGCAGUCAUGACAUUCACGACCAGAAGGGCGAGGCGAGCAACAUUCAGAUGCGACACAUCGACUACUAUGUGCGGCAUGAGCUUUAUCUCGGCGGAGUGAAUCCCUAUGACAUCGCUUUGAUCUACACCAAACAGCCGCUGGUCUUUGACGCCUACGUCCAGCCAGCCACGUUGCCGGAGCAGGAUGCCCAACCCGAGGGCUAUGGCACUCUCUAUGGCUGGGGAAAUGUCUCGAUGACGGCAGUGCCCAAUUAUCCGCAUCGCCUGCAGGAGGCCAACAUGCCCAUCCUCGACAUGGAGCUCUGCGAACAGAUCCUCGCCCGCUCGGGUCUUCAGCUGCAUGAGACCAAUCUCUGCACUGGUCCUCUCACCGGAGGCGUUAGCAUCUGCACCGCUGAUUCCGGUGGUCCGCUGAUCCAACAGUGCUGCGAGGAGCACUUCGAACAGGCCAACAUCGUCAUCGGCAUCGUGUCGUGGGGCAAGAUGCCCUGCGGCCAGAAGAACGCCCCCUCGGUCUUUGUCCGCGUCUCCGCCUUUACGGACUGGAUCAACCAGGUCAUCAGCUCGGCCACCCAGAUCAUGUAGGAUCAUGAUCAUCGGAAAGAUGAUCAGAAAUUAGCGCUCGAAUGUGAAGAUAUCGAAAAGUAAAAUAUACCAAAAAAAAACACAAAAGAUUCAAGAAAAAAUCCCAAGAAAAAUGUAGAUUCUCUAGAUAAUCUCACUAGGCAUUUAAGUUGAACAAAUAACUAUACAUAUACUGCCCUGAUUCUAGUAAUUUAAGACUUAGUUUAAGACCGCAAAAAAAAUGAAUAAAAUUGUGAAUAUUUAAAUGG
This is a messenger RNA of Drosophila takahashii, 1792 nucleotides long. RefSeq names its product anionic trypsin. Gene Ontology annotation, molecular function: serine-type endopeptidase activity. NCBI's taxonomy places the organism in Eukaryota, Metazoa, Arthropoda, Insecta, Diptera, Drosophilidae. The record is from RefSeq and is a predicted model, not a curated record. Gene Ontology annotation, biological process: proteolysis.